AUGUCCAAGGUCGAGGUGAUCAAGGAGGUGGUCAAGGAGUCCCUCAUGGGCUCGGAGGAGACGGUCCAGCUCUCGGCGCAGAGCAAGGCGCGCUUCGCCGCCCAUGCCGUCAAGGAUGCGGCCUCGGGCGAGCUCUACAUGGGACCGGACGAGUUCAUCGACGCCAUCGCGCCCAAGGGCGAAGAUUACCACAAGAUCAAGCGGGAGCAGUACUCGAUCCUGUUUCGCGUCGCCGACAGCAAGGGCCGCGGACGCGUCACCCUCAUCGACUGGGGCGUCUUCGAAAACCUGCUCCUCAAGCCCGACGCCGAGUACGAGAUCGCCUUCCGACUGUUCGACACGGAGCGGACGGGCAACGUCCGCUACGACGACUUCCGGAAGCUCUACGAGCUGAACAAGGGCCCCGACAACAUCCCCUUCGACUGGGACUGCGAGUGGGCCAAGCUGUACAUUGGCAGGAAGGACAAGCGGCACGACCUCAGCUACCCGCAGUUCGCCCAGAUGCUGCGCGGCCUGCAGGGCGAGCGCAUCCGCCAGGCCUUCCGCCUCUUCGACAAGGACGGCGACGGCUUCAUCAACCCCGACGAGUUUGAGCGCAUCAUCCUCGAGACGUCCAAGCACAAGCUCUCGGACCACCUGCUCGCGAACCUGCACACGCUCUGCAACAUCACGAGCGGCAGCAAGAUCUCCUACGCCAACGUGCGCGCCUUCCUCAACAUGAUCAAGGAGAUGGACCUCGUCGAGCUCGUCGUGCGCCGGGCCGUGACGAGGAGCAACGACGGCAAGAUCACGCGGUCCGAGUUCGUCAACGAGGCGGCCAACGUCACCCGCUCCUCGCUCUUCACCCCCAUGGAGGCCGACAUCCUCUUCCACUUCGCGAGCCUCGACGAGCCGUCGGGCCGCCUCGGCCUCGCCGACUUCGCCAAGGUGCUCGACCCUUCGUGGCGCGGCCCGGCGUACGAGGCGGUCGAGGCGGCCGUCGGCGACGCCGUCGCCAAGGUGGCGGCGAAGCAGAGCACCCUGCUCCACCAGGCGCUCGAGUCGACGUACAACUUUGCCCUCGGCAGCUUCGCCGGCGCCUUUGGCGCCUUCAUGGUCUACCCCAUCGACCUCGUCAAGACGCGGCUCCAGAACCAGCGAGGGGCCCAACCGGGCCAGCGGCUGUACAAGAACUCCAUCGACUGCUUCCAGAAGGUGUUCCGGAACGAGGGCAUCCGCGGCCUCUACUCGGGCGUGCUGCCGCAGCUCGUCGGCGUCGCGCCCGAAAAGGCCAUCAAGCUGACGGUCAACGACCUCGUCCGAAGGCACUUUACCGACAAGACGGGCAACAUCCAGCUCGGCGCCGAGAUCCUCGCGGGCGCCAGCGCCGGCGGAUGCCAAGUCGUCUUCACGAACCCGCUCGAGAUUGUCAAGAUUCGGCUCCAGGUGCAGGGCGAGGUGGCCAAGUCGGUCGACGGCACGCCCAAGCGGUCGGCCAUGUGGAUCGUGCGAAACCUCGGCCUCGUCGGCCUGUACAAGGGCGCGUCGGCCUGCCUGCUCCGCGACGUGCCCUUCUCGGCCAUCUAUUUCCCGACGUACAGCCACCUGAAGAAGGACAUGUUCGGCGAGUCGCCGACCAAGAAGCUCGGCGUGCUCCAGCUGCUGACGGCCGGCGCCAUCGCCGGCAUGCCCGCGGCCUACCUGACGACGCCCUGCGACGUCAUCAAGACGCGCCUGCAGGUCGAGGCCCGCAAGGGCGAGGCAACGUACACGGGCCUGCGGCACGCGGCCCGGACCAUCUGGAAGGAGGAGGGCUUCACCGCCUUCUUCAAGGGCGGGCCGGCGCGCAUCUUCCGCUCGUCGCCACAGUUCGGCUUCACCCUCGCCGCGUACGAGGUGCUGCAGACGAUCAUGCCGAUGCCCGGCAGGAAGGAGGAGGUCAAGAUGCACACGGGCGUCUCCGAGGCCAUGACGACGACGGUGUCGACGGGCGGCCGGCUGGACACGAGCCCCUUUGCCCGCAGCCGCAACGCGCUCAAGAUCAUCCUGGAUCUCGAUGAGGACUUUGGCAAGGUCAAGCUGCCCGACGAGAAGGGCUGGCGAUCGCUGCCCAAGAUCAUCGGCGGCGGCGGCGGCACCGCCGUCGCGUGA
Drechmeria coniospora is the source of this 2130-nucleotide messenger RNA. Its product is annotated as Mitochondrial carrier domain protein. NCBI's taxonomy places the organism in Eukaryota, Fungi, Ascomycota, Sordariomycetes, Hypocreales, Ophiocordycipitaceae. Bases 1 to 2130 code for a protein of 709 amino acids. The record is from RefSeq and is a predicted model, not a curated record. Gene Ontology annotation, biological process: malate-aspartate shuttle; aspartate transmembrane transport; L-glutamate transmembrane transport. The transcript is spliced from 3 exons. Gene Ontology annotation, molecular function: L-glutamate transmembrane transporter activity; calcium ion binding; L-aspartate transmembrane transporter activity.